Messenger RNA from Folsomia candida, 1588 nucleotides. RefSeq lists its product as uncharacterized. The record is from RefSeq and is a predicted model, not a curated record. The transcript is spliced from 3 exons. Bases 212 to 871 code for a protein of 219 amino acids. Lineage: Eukaryota; Metazoa; Arthropoda; Collembola; Entomobryomorpha; Isotomidae.
UUGCCAAUGUCACUAUUUAGUAGCAGUAGCAGAUGACAUGGAGACAAAUUUGGUGGUGGUGGUGGAUUUGGGAAUUAUUUUUUGCAAAAUAAUACUUGUUUGAAGAAGUUUGAUUUGUGUACUUAGUUUUGGGGUGGAAGUAAAAGUACAAAAAUUAGUCCGAAUUUUGAAACAAAGAACAUCCAAUUAUACGCUUAAUUGAGUAGGUGACAUGCUACCUGUUGAUGCAAAUUAUUGUCGUGAAGGUGAGUCGAGAAAGAGGAAAUGUUGCUCGUGGCGUGGCUGGGCAAUGGCGGCGUCCAUUUUGCAAGCGCUUUACUACACCUUCUACUUCUUUUACGGAACGUUUCUAAUGUUUAUCGUGAUCCUGAAUGGUGGAGGUGGCCACGUGAGUGCAAAUUCUGUCCAAGUUUACCGAUCUUACAAAAGUGGGGGUGACGCUAAAUCGUCUCCCGUGCAGGGUUGGGGGGCCAUGUUCUUCUUCGUCGUCCUGGUCGCACUUCCGCUCCAGUUGUGCCAAAUAUUCUUGGCGAAUCAGGCCUACCGCAUUUUUGACGCCAUUAACAACAAGGACCCACCCGAUGGCGUCACGUGGAUGGUGGAAGUCUACCUCAUCGUGAAACUGACCUUCGUCACGGCCAUCCUCUUCGCUCUCGGCGUCUUCGUCACCUCGGACCACCUCAUGACCUCCGUUGCGUUCAACUUCUUCGUCAUCGAGGUGACCGUCCUCGCCCCCUUCAUAAUCUUUGUCUACGGCUACAUCCGCAUCAACAAACAACUCCCACCACCCCCAGAGGAUGACACCCCCACUCCGGAGGAAGUGAGGACCCUGGCGGAUGAUGAAACCAUCCAAAUUGAAACGACUGUUUAGAUUAGACCAAAAUAAAAUGGACCAAAAUUUAAAAAAGUUACAGAAAUUUUAUGAAAAUCAGAAACUAUAGUUUCCCACGUGACGGAAAUUUAGGCUGCUCUGUCCCGUCGCUGAACUUGUCCCGUGAGAACGCGUAACUUCACAUAAAAACGAUUCAAAAUUUAGAUACAGAUUUAUACACAGAUUAUCAAUUUACGCAUGUACAUUUGUACACUCUUAAAAAUAAUGUAACCAUUUAGAAAAGUAAAUGCACCUUAAAUUCUGAAUUAUGUAAAUCAUACUAAAUCCAGGGCAAACUUACUCGUUAUCAGGUCAACGUUACUUUGGAUUUAGUAUAGUUUCCUUAAUUAAAAAUUCAUAGCGCAUUUACGUGUUUCAAAAAAGGCAACAUUAUUUUUAAGAGUAUGCACAUAUGUACGCGUUGGAAUAUACACAAAAAAAGAGUAAAUACGGUAACCUCGGCCGUAAAUAUCGCAUGUCAUCGAAAUUUAGGUCACGUAAGAGAUUACAACCCGUGAAAAUGGAAAGGACAGACUGACAUCGCAUAGCGAUGGAAUGGCAUCGUUGACUCGCAAUGUGAAUGGCCCCUCACAGACGGAAAGAAAUUAUUAAAUUACUCAAGCAAUGCGGAGGAGAUUAUGUACAUACAUAAAUCACGUUGGUGAUAACGAAUGAAGGAUAAAUAUAGUAAAGCUAAUAUUUUUAUGAAUAUAUAAA